Leopardus geoffroyi (Geoffroy's cat) is the source of this 1248-nucleotide messenger RNA. RefSeq names its product small integral membrane protein 24-like. The coding region runs from base 291 to 803 and encodes 170 amino acids. The record is from RefSeq and is a predicted model, not a curated record. NCBI's taxonomy places the organism in Eukaryota, Metazoa, Chordata, Mammalia, Carnivora, Felidae. The transcript is spliced from 3 exons.
GGACGGGGAGGGUUGGGGUGUGGGGUGCUCGUUCCAGGCUGUGCUUCCUAGCUGGGACAACCGUGUCCCUCUGGAAUGCCAGACGCAAUUCUGCAACCUGGGGACAAGACAUCAGGCACAAAGGAGGUGCCAGGGGUUAAGAACCCUUGCAGGUGCUGGCACACAGUAGGUGUUUGGGGAAGGAGUUCCCCACCUCUCCUCAGCCUCUCCCCCCACCCCCACCUCGGCUCUGGAUGUAGGGAGUGAGGGGGUCCGGUGGGGGGGGGUCCUCAGGGAGACAGGGUGCUGGGAUGCCUGGGACCCUGAGGCCCCUUCCCCGGCAGGCCCUGAAUCCAGAGAAGGGGGCCCCACCCCCCACUUCCGGCCACACCGGCCACACCUUGCCCUGGGGUAUCCUGGGCAGGCCACUUCCUCCUCUCGGCGGGGGGGGGGGGGGGGUGGCACCCCAGAACCUACUGGAGAGAGGCGAGGACAGACCCACAAGGAUGGACAGGUUCUGGAUGACCACUGGCCGGGUCUCCCUUCUGGAAGCUCUGGUCCCAUGCCUGGUUCAGGCACAGCCCUUGGCCCAGAGGAAGCCGUGGCUGGUGGGGCUGGGGGCCGCGCUGGCCGCCCUCUUCCUCACCUUCGUCUUCGCCGUGGUCUACGCCGUCUGGUGCAGAGAGCCCCGCGACAGCAACAAAGAGGAGGACGUGGGGGGUGUGAGAAAGGAGGAGGAAGAAGCAGAGGGUGACCAGGGGCUGGAGCUGGAGGAGAGAGAGGUGCCUCCAAACCAUGAAGGAGUGGCGAGCUCCUCCAAAUGAAGCUUCCUCGCCUGCCUCCUCCAGGCAGGCCUCCAGGGCUGCCCCAGUGCCCGCUCUGCACUCUGCAAGCAAAGUCCUGGUCCUGGGGCCAGGGGAAUUAUCCCAUGGGGGGUUCGGGGUGAAGGGUCCCUGAAUGAGGAGCGCUCAGGACCCACCCCAAGUCCCUCUGGGAGGCUUCUUUGCGUUUACCUGGGUGUUUCUGCGUCCCCUUCCCCAGCACAUCCUGCCCCAGCCCCCUUUUUCACCGGCAAGAGGGACGUGGGGCAGAAACCGUGCAGUUGGCUCUCCGGUGUUUGCAGGGCCCAGGCCCGGUCCAGUCCUCCUGCAAUCUCGCUUCUGCUGCUUCUGGGCAAGAACUUCGAGCCGAUGCGGAGCGCAGGGCGGUUUCCUGGGAGCCGAGCGCCCCUCCCACCGUGUGCCGAGUUUCUGGUCACUGUCCCCCCCC